AUGUGUGUUGAACACGGAAGAUUUGCACGUCCAACACCUUUUCGUGUUGUACCACAGGAAAUGCUUUUUCAUAUGGUCCCGUGCAACAAAAAAAAGGCCACUUUAUUUUAUGUUCGUCUGCGUCGUAAUUCUGAACUCGCAUUAAUUCAGACAAACCAUGUUCAAAAUGUUCUUCAGUUAACCUAUCCCGAUUUCGAAUUUCCUAUUAAAUCUAUGACCACUGUGGGGGAUCAAAUACUUAAUGUACCUUUAUAUCAAAUCGGUGAAAAGUCAUUAUUUACUAAAGAAUUAGAAACCGCCUUACAAAAUAAUCAAGUUGAUCUGGUAGUUCAUAGUUUAAAAGAUUUACCUACAACUUUACCGGUUGGAAUGACGAUCGGGGCAAUUUUGAAAAGGGAAAAUCCUCAUGAUGCUGUGGUGAUUAAACAAGGUUUAAAUGUUAAAUCUUUAAAAGAACUACCUAAAGGAAGUAUAAUUGGAACUAGUAGUGUUAGAAGAACUGCUCAAUUAAAGAGGGCUUUUCCAGAUUUAAUAUUUCAAAAUGUUCGAGGUAAUUUGAACACUCGUCUCAGAAAAUUGGAUGAUCCAAAUGGACCAUAUUCAGCUUUGAUUUUAGCCGUUGCGGGACUCAUUCGAUUAAAUCAAAAUGAUAGAAUAUCAGAAAUUCUUCCUUCCUCUAUUAUAUUACAUGCAGUUGGUCAAGGUGCUCUAGCUGUAGAAUGUCGAACUAAUGAUGAAGAAGUAAUUAAACUUCUUUCAGUACUUGAAGAUGAAGAUACAAAAUUAUGUUGUACAGCUGAACGUUCUUUAUUAAGAAUUUUAGAAGGUGGUUGUAGUGUUCCGAUUGGGGCUAAUACGGAAUUUAUAGAGUCUAAAAAUGAAGUUGCAAGAAUUUUAAUGAAAAAUGGUGCAAGCAAUAUCUUACAAGAAUUAAAAAAUAAAAGUAUCAAUUCUUGA
Messenger RNA from Diversispora eburnea, 957 nucleotides. The record is from the annotation of a GenBank genome assembly. NCBI's taxonomy places the organism in Eukaryota, Fungi, Glomeromycota, Glomeromycetes, Diversisporales, Diversisporaceae.